Molecule: messenger RNA, 480 nt
Organism: Cantharellus anzutake
Lineage: Eukaryota; Fungi; Basidiomycota; Agaricomycetes; Cantharellales; Hydnaceae
Exons: 2
Coding region: 1-480 (159 amino acids)
Source: RefSeq, a predicted model, not a curated record
AUGAAUCCCCCAAAGCCAAGACUCAGUUGGGAGGAUGUAACCAGCCUUGAGUUCAUAUCAGAUAUCAUGAUCUUAUGGGGCCAUGAUGAUGUAUGUGAGAAACCAUGGGUGAAGCCCCUUCUCUGCAAGGCUGCCCAAGCUUGGCAUAAGCUUCAACAAGCCUGUGAAGAGAUUGACACUGUCAAACUUGAAGCUUGUUGGGUAUGGACCUUGAUGGAAAAUGAAGGAGGAUAUAUUUCCACUACUUCCCAAUACCACCUCAAUGUCAAUGUGCACCUACAUUCCAAACUUACCCAGCUGGAUAAGCUUGCACAUUUCUUAACUGGUGAUGGGGAAGGGAUGACAAGCGGACCACCAGCGAGCCCUGACACUUAUGGCAGCUGUCAUAUCCAUCUCCUGCCACCACCUCCAACCAUCCCUGGUUGCCUCUGCUCCACCAUUCCCAACCUUGGAGCCCCCAAAUCCCAUAAUCCCCUCUGA